Messenger RNA from Notechis scutatus (mainland tiger snake), 6367 nucleotides. Lineage: Eukaryota; Metazoa; Chordata; Lepidosauria; Squamata; Elapidae. The record is from RefSeq and is a predicted model, not a curated record.
GCUGGUGUUGCUGCCGCCGCCGCCGAGGCCGCCCCCCCCCCCCCCCCGCAGAAGGAGGCGGAUCUGCUGGCGAGGUUGGCUGCCCUCAUCCCAAACAUGUGGCCUGGAAGGAUAACCUGUCCCAUUCCCGACGUAAGCCCCGUCACGUGGGGAGUAGAAUAACUCCGAGGCAAUUGCAUUUUGGGAAAAAGAAAAUGCCAAAGAAAAAGAAAAACUUUGGCGCGAGCCCUUCAAGAAAAAACACAAACCCAGAGACAGUUUCUGCGACUGAUGCCUCGUCCUCACCAGCCUCGUUACAUGGAAUCAAUAAAGAAAAACUCAUCAGCGGGCUUUCCGAAAUGUUCUCAGAUUUGGAUCCGACGGUCAUUUACAUGGUGCUGUCUGAAUGUGACUUCAGAGUGGAAGAGACUAUGGAUUAUCUACUGGAAUUGUCCACAGCUGCUAAGGAUACAGUAUGUUCAACAAAAGUGUCAGGUUUUGAUUCCCUGUCCGCAUUGCUCAUUGGUGGAAAUAACUCAAGCUGCAGUACUCAUGAACUUGAGGGUCAUGAUACUACUGCAGUUGCGAAGAGUAGUGAAGAACCCUCAUCCUCUGAAGAACUGGCACUCUUGAUAGAUAAUUCUCUUGAGGACCGCAGUGGAAAAAGUGAAGCAAAGAAAUCAGAAAAUGAUCAUCAUCUAGGUAGCCUGAAUCUGGCUCGGGACCACAAUAAUUCCAAUUGCACUGAAUUAUAUAUGAACUCCAACGGAACAGCAAUAGAAAACUGGUUGACUGCCUUAAAACCAAGUUAUAAGGAAGCCGCUGAGUCGACAUCCAUAUCAGAGAUUGAGACAAAGGAUAUUCUGACACAAAGCCCAGAGAGUAACACUUUGCCAGAAGUUGUACUCGACAGUGGUGCCGUUUCGGAAAGUGUGAUGUUAGCCGACAAGGCCGAGUCUUACACUGAGCCAAAUCAAACACACAAUGUUUUAUUUGACUUUACAGCGGUAAGCACCCUGACUGCUCAACGUCAUCAGAUUUUUGCAAAAAUAGAGACCAAUGCCUUUCCUAAUUCUCCUGCUUCUUUGCAGGAGGCUGAAGGGCAAGAAAAUGUAGUGGCUCUCCGUGAUAAUCUGAAACAAUUCUGCGUUCCUGACCUGUGCGCAGGAUCUGGUUUGAAAUGGGCCCCUUUGACGAGGGAGACUGAUCCUCCACAGCAAACGUGGCGUUCACAGUUUUCUCUGUUUCAGAAAUACCCUCAGCGGUUUCAUUUUUAUCCAGCUUUUGAAGCGCAAUGGGGAAAUCAUAGCUUUGUGACUCCUAUCGCAGUCAGUCCUGGGAGGUGGAGGCCAGCUUCGGAUUGUGGGAGUCAAGGAAAGACAUUUUGCUCUCCGGAAGUUUCUAAAUCCUGGGAGAGCCUCUCUUGUGUGCCAAAGAGAUGUGCAAAUAAAAACGGGCGACCAAGACAUCAUUUUUCUCAAGACCACCAAUUGCCUGGUGGUCACAUAAUGAACAGGAGGACCUUCGCAGGUCAUGUACUGGUUCUCCUUCGAGGGCUUCCUGGAUCGGGCAAAUCCUAUUUGGCAAGGGUUUUGCUUGAGGAUAAUCCUUGUGGGAUCAUUCUUAGCACAGAUGACUAUUUUUAUCAAAAGAACGGGCAGUACCAGUUUGAUGCUGACUGUUUAGCUGACGCACACGAGUGGAAUUGGAAACGUGCCAAAGAAGCCUUUGAGAAGAGGAUCACUCCUAUAAUCAUAGACAAUACAAACACACAGGCUUGGGAAAUGAAGCCUUACAUUGCUUUGUCACAGCAACACAAAUACAAAGUUAUAUUUCGUGAACCGGAUACAUGGUGGAAGUUUAAACCAAAGGAAUUGGAAAGUGGAGAACCCACGCUGUUUGAGCAGCUGCACCCAGGCAAAGUGGACGACGUGCUGUCCCUGUACGCUGCUGAUUUUCAAGAGCAGGAAAGUUUAUCUACAGCUGGGUCGGCUGAAAGCUCGGCAGCUUCCGAUGUUUUCCCUUACAUGGAUCAUUGGAACGUCCACACUCAGAGAGUCUCACUUCGGGAGAUCAUGUCCGAAGAAAUUGCACUGCAAGAAAAACUAACAGGGAAACCUUUUCCUUGGAUUGCUAAAAAAGACUGUGCUGCUAAACUGAAGGAAAAACAACUUUUGGAGUUAUUCCCAACCAUUAACGCAAACUUUUUGAUGGACAUCUUCAAGGACUACAAUUAUUCCUUGGAACAAACUGUCCAGUUUCUCAAUAGCGUUCUAGAGGCAGAUCCCAUAAAAACAGUGAUAGCGAAAGAGCCUGCUCAGAAUGCCAGACGUUCUCCUAGCAACACUUCCAAGACCCGGGAUAAAAAGGCUAAGAGGACUAAAGAGCUGGAAGACAUUCUGAGCGAGAAGGGAUUCCAAGACACGCAGUAUCCAGGCUACGAGGACUUCAGGGCCGAGGCCUUUCUUCACCAACAGCAAAGGCAAGAAUGCCUAAGAAAAGCAGGAGAAGCGUAUCGCAUGGGGAUGAAGCCAGUCGCGGCAUUCUAUGUGCAACAGGGUCAGCUUCAUGAGCAGAAGAUGAAAGAAGCCAACCAAGAUGCGGCUCAGCAAAUCUUUGAGAAAGUCAACGCUGCCAAGCUGCCCAUCAACUUUUUGGAUCUGCAUGGUCUUCAUGUGGAUGAAGCUUUGGCUCACCUCUCUAGAGUCCUGCAGGAGAAAACCAAAGAACACAGCCUGGCAGGCGGCAUACCGUACCUCUACGUGAUCACUGGAAGGGGAAACCAUAGCCAGGGAGGAGUUGCUCGGAUCAAGCCAGCAGUUACGAAAUACCUCACCAGCCACAAAUUCAGGUUCACAGAAAUAAAGUCGGGCUGCUUUAAAAUCUUGUUGGAAUAGACAGGAAGUCACCAAGAAUGAUCGGAAAAACUGAGGUUACCAAAGCAGAAACAACUUCGCGUUUUAAUGGGAUAAAAAUGUGUGACUUGUCAAAAACAAGGUUUCACUGGAAAGGGCUUAACCGUCAGCAGGUGUUUGUGUCAGUGUGUUUUUCUCUACCAAAUCUUUGUGUGUGUGUGUGUGUGUUUGAAUGAGGAGUAUUUUUAUAAGUCUUCUGCUUAUCAAGAAAUGCACCCAGGAAUUACCUUGAGAACAAAAAAUAACAUUCUCAAUGGAAAGCAAAGGUUCCAAUCGGAAAUGCUCUGCCCUUUUCAUAAAUAUCUGGAAUAUAGUGCUUUUUUUAAUGGUCUCUAUUCCAUUUUAAAACAAUUCUUGAAAUUAUGGCCGAGCUUACUUUGGAUGCUUCAAAGAAUUCUAUCAUCUUUCAGGUGAUAAGAGUUAACGAUUAUUUGCCUCCUGUGUGUUUUUCACAAGAAUCCUUGGCUCACUUCCGAAAGGAGGAAAAAAUGGGUUGCAUUUAUUUUCAGGCAAAAAAGAAAAGAAAAAGAAAGGUAGUAGCUUGUAUCUCAGCUUUUCAGAUCUUUUCUCUUCUUUCCUUUUAACUCUCUAAUGCAUUGACAGGCUGCCGGAUAGGACAGUAAAAAUGUGAUGAGGAAUAACAGGGAGGGUCUAUUAUUCACUUAGAGCUUUGGCCUUGACUGCUUAUUUGGAUAAGUGUCAUUUGCUAGAAUCAGGGGCCUUUUCAAAAGCCCCUGUUAUUGCAAGGAUAAUUCUCUACUUGGGAGCUUUUGAUGCUCCCACAGAACUCAAUAUGAGCAGGCUGACCCUAUCAAUAUUAAGAUCUGCCACAAGUGCAAUAAGCUUUGAAAAUGAAUACAGAAGUGUACAUUCAGGUAUAUCUUUGCAUUUUGGCUUCUAGAGAUGUGAGCAAAACUCCAGCCUACAAUGGUUAUUGCCAAUACUUCUGGAAAAGAAAUAUGAAGGAACCCCACCUGUCCUAACGCCAUAAAAAUGACGCAUGUUCCUUUUAAAGAAAACACCAGCAUCCGUUUUAUGACAGCAUAUAAAAAAUAUGAUCAGCUCUGAGCACAUACUCAUGUCAUUAAGUAGAACACAAGUAGAAGACUCCUAUGGCAGCUAUUCAAAUUAUUGUGCAUCGACUGAUAUUUUCAUUUUCAUGUUGUCAUUUUGCCAUGAAUUUACAAUGGUUUUGUCAAACUAGCAUCUGGGAAGCCAAAGCAUUAUAGUGCAUCCAUGCAAGUCUCGGCGGUAUCUUUGUGACCUGCUUUUCAAAAUCUUUUCUUAAGACAUAAUAUAAUUGUACAUUUGAUAUACUAUUCUUGUUGUUGUUUUUUUAAAAAAAGAUGAGAUUGCUGAAGGGAAUAUGUGACGGUUUAUGGUAUUUUUAAAAACACAUUUCUGAAUUGGUUACCAGAGCUGAACGUCUGCCAUGGUAUUCAGUUCCUCUCCACUGAACCAGUUAAGACAAAUGGAAAUAUUGUAAAGUCAUGUAUUGCUUUCUUUAGAAAAACUGAAUGUACAAUUUUACAUUUCUCCUUUCAAAAUAGAGCAGCAAUUUACUUUCAGAUAUUUUUUUCUUUCCACUACGCUUUUCUUUUUAAAAUGCAGAUAUUAUGUAAGCCCGCAUUAUGAAUUUCAGACAUUUUUCAGAUCCUUUAAAACGGCAUUUCAGUAAAAUCUGGAACUAAGAACGAGGAGGGAAUAAACUGCAAGCGUGCCCAAUAAAAAACUACUCCGAUCAGUAUUAUCCCAUCGAACUCAUAUUUGAAAUAGAUUAUUUUAAAACUGCCCUGAUCUUUCGAAAGACAGGACUAUGCAUCUGGGUCUGUCUUACCGUUGUUUGUGCAAGGAUCAUAAGAUAAAGUAACUUGAAUAUGAUAUAGCCAAGGGCAUCUUGUCAAUGAUUUUGUUUUGUUUCUCUCCUCCCCCCCCCCCCCAUUUGCUCUGAUAAGAGUUUCAGGGCACGUAGAUGUAACUCUGUCAAAGGUGGGAUUUCUCCCCCGAUCCCAUUCUGCCUUGCCUUAAUCCACAGUGGGAAGCUAGAAAGCUCUUCUACUUUUGUAAUGUAGACUUCACAAGUAGCCAUGGCCUGCAAGGCUCAUGCAUCCUGUUGCUGGCAAGGGUGGCUCCCCAGGAAGAAAGAAAAGGGAAGGAGGUGUAUGAGUAACCACACCUGGGACUUAUUUUCCCCAUAGGUUGUUCCUUCCCUUCUGACCAUAACGAUCCCAGAUGAUUCUCCAAAGUGAUCAGAGUCCUUGUUGGGACGUUGUUAGCACUGGAGGCCUAGAUAGGUCUUUCGUAGUGACUUUGAAUUAUUUCGCUCAAGAUGCUUAUAGGGAAGGUGGACUCUUUAGGAUUGCCUCAUGACCUGGAUCGGAUUAAGAACCGUUGGAGGAAUGAGAUGUUUGUCAGUCAGAUUCAAUAGGGCUCCAUAUUUGUCCCCAUGAUUUAAUCUCUUAUUCCACAGAGAGACGAUUUAAUCUCUCUUUCCACAACCCAAGAGCAUUGGACAAAUUCUAAAUUCAUCCUUCCAGAGAGUAUUGUGUUUUUAUUGUGUGUUUUUUCCUUCGUUGCCAUUUGCUUGCUUCCAUUACUGUAGUUUGGGGGGGGGGGGGGGGGGGGGGAGUCUGUCCUCCCAGAGCUAAAUCUUAAAAAAGAUUGUGUAACCUUUCUCGUCUCAUGUAGCAGAGGACAAUGUCAGAACGUUCUCCACCCAUUCUCAAUCAGAAGAAAACUCCCAAUUUCUUUUUGUUUUAUGAUUAUAUGGAAUUAUAUAUGGGGGAGGGAGAACAAGAGACAAAUAAUUGUACAGAUCAGCUAUUUUCUAGGUUUAAAAACCAGGAUAACUGGUUGUAGUAAGAGCAUAUUAAGUGGGGGGGGAAUGUCUGAUUAAGAUAAUUAUUGCUUCAGCUCUACCCUCAUUCAUUGAGAAAUGUGACACUUAUUUGUAAAUCUUUGUUAUGCAUGUGUUCAACAAAACAUAUUUAGGUAUCUGCUUACUUCAUUAAUGUAAUUGUUGAAACAAUGCCUCUACAAUAAUCAGGACUUACACAUUUCUAAUUAAAAACUACAUUUUGUAGUCUGAAUAACAUUGAUUGCAACAACACAACAUGCCCAGAAGUAACAUUUGUAAUGGAAAACUAAAAAUGGGGAAAAUUCUAUCUUUUAAUAUGCCAAAAUGCAUAGCAGAAUGAUUUUUUUGGGGGGAGAUUGAGGGAUUUAAAUCAUUUAUAAUGAUUUAUAUUUAUAAUGCCCUUUCAUGCAAAUCCUUCUAUAGGAGCUAGCCAAGAUGUUUCUAUAUUGUUCAAGUAGUCUGCAAAAAGGUUAGAAGAUGAUUGCACAAAUAAAACUUGAGAUUUUAAAACUUGAGAAAAAUGUUUGCUAUAGUCAUUGAAAUCUGCAAAGAUAUUAAGGGAAGUCUACUCUUAAAUAAAUUGCCAACAUUUCCAUAAUUAUAUUAAUACUUUACU